UUCUAACAUUCGGUGUUGAUUAUUGGAACUGGAAUGUUUUGUGGAAAUGUCACAUCGUUGCACCUUUCAACAUUACAGUGAAUGAGAUGAAUAUGUACACGUACAAUAUUCCUAAAGAUAAAUCGGAGGCUCCACAUACCGUAAUAACAGCCAGCAAGCGGGAUUCUUUGGGCCAAUAUUGGAUGCAAACACACACCGGACAGACCUGGUUUCACUCACAUCCGCACCUUUGCUCAACCGAUUACUCUACAUUCUACAGUCACUGGAUGCCAUUGAGUGAUGGACGGAAUCUUUUUCAAAUUUUAACCCGAACGCCAACUAUAAAUGGUGAGGACAUUACCAAAUUUACGGCCCUUGCAGCUAAGCAAGGAGUGGACCCUGCCACGUUAAUAACAUUUGGAUGUGGCGAUUUGAUUCCAUCUGACUAUUUACUAGCUUAGAUAUCACUUAAUCAUCGAUACCAAUUAACUUUAUAAUGAGUAUUUUGAAAACCCUCCCAUGCAAUGUUCCCUCUAAUUUUUUGUAGUAUGUGUGCGCAGAAAUUUUGGUGUGUGCGCACUUUUUUGGAAAUGACCAAUAUUUGUGUAAAAACCAAUGA
Molecule: messenger RNA, 598 nt
Organism: Styela clava
Lineage: Eukaryota; Metazoa; Chordata; Ascidiacea; Stolidobranchia; Styelidae
Source: RefSeq, a predicted model, not a curated record